Molecule: messenger RNA, 1596 nt
Organism: Fonsecaea nubica
Lineage: Eukaryota; Fungi; Ascomycota; Eurotiomycetes; Chaetothyriales; Herpotrichiellaceae
Exons: 1
Coding region: 1-1596 (531 amino acids)
Source: RefSeq, a predicted model, not a curated record
AUGCAUUUCCAGACCCUCGCACUCGUGGCUUGCUUGACGUUGGCGCAAGCUCGCCCUGACGAGUCCACCUAUCGACUUCCCAAACGUCAACUCAACGAUGUCCUCUCCUUGUUAGGCUUAGGCUCGAGCUCGAGCUCGAGCUCGGGCUCGGGCUCGGGCUCAGAUUCAGGCUCAGGCUCAGGCUCAAUCUCAAGCUCAGAAUGGUCCGACUGGGACGACUGGUCAGAAACCACCACGUCCAGAGCAACCGUCCAAACCUCAACGACCCGUACAUUGGCACCACCGAGCAUAGUGACCAGUACCACUCCCAGCUUCAGCCCCAGUUCCACAACCACCACCACUACUACUACAACCACAUCAAGGCCUAGGGAUAUACCCACUUUCACUCCCACCACGACAACAACAACGACGACAACGACAACGACAGUGGCGUCUCCUUCAACCACUACUACUACCUCAUCCUUCAGUCCGUUUAUUCCAACCUUCACCACCUCAUCAUCCACCACGACAUCUACCACGACAUCUACCACGACGUCUACCUCGACGACUACAACCUCAAGCGUGGUUAUCGAUGUGCCCACGACUUCGUCCUCUACCACUACAUCCUCCAGCUCGUCGUCUACCACCACUUCGACAACUACAUCCACCAUCCCAUUUGUUGAGGUUGCACCGCCCUUGUUGUCAUCGACCACGGUAUCUGUCAACACAGUUACUGGAGCCAUCACGACGACGACGACGACAACGACAACAACGACUGCGGCGACAACGACGACGACUGUUAUUGAUGAUGCAAAUAAUAACAAUGUGGUCGACCCAUUGCCGGUGCCGACUCCGUCAACGUCCAGCACUGGCCUCACUGUAGCUGCUGCGACGGUGGAUGUCGCCUCUACCGAUGUUGCAUCGGUUGCUGCAGUUGCCGCCACUACCGACACAGGCAUCCCUUGGUCUGCGUGGGCACCAUGGACGGUGGAAACUAGCACAGCUGGCCAAGAGGUUGCCGCGGUGAGCACCACUGUCGAGGAGACGACCUUUACCUUGACGAUGGGGGCUGGAGAGUCAGCGUCCGUGGUCACGACCACCAUGCACCUGACGAGGACUCUGACUCAGACGAGCACGAUAUACGCCACCCUCAACCUACCAUCGCCGACUCCUGCAGAUCUCAACCAGGUGGCUGCCGCGAGUGUUGACGUGGGUGCCCAAGGUACUACGACCAUCACGUUGCAGUCUACCGUCACCGAGACAGUCACUGUAGUCCCUGCGCAGACUCCUUGCAGUAUCCAGUACAUUACUGUCACGGAGGUCUCGCAAAGCACUAUCACCGUUACGGCCACGCCAACGGUGGCAGUAGCGGCGAUUGAAGUGUCGACUUCGACGACGAGUACCACUACGAGCACCACCAGCACCAGCACGAGUACAAGUACGAGCACGAGCACGAGCACCAGAAUCAGAACCAGAACCAGCACCAGCACCACUAGCACCAGCACAAGUACGAGCACGAGCACAAGCACGUCGACUAUCGGCGCCCAGACGCGCUUUGUGCGGACGAGCUCUGGAUUCACGACCAUUUCCAGGUCUGCCACCACCACGUCGCUGUAG